ACAGAUCUGUGUGUUAUGUGUACAGUAUGGAAACAGAGAUCGUUGGAUUAAUUUCGUAAUUUUUUCUGGAACAAAACAGUUCAUUUUUGCCAACUUCGUUCAAAGUUUUACGCAUUUUUCGUUUUAAAGGGAAAAGAAAUGAAAUAUUUGCUCGUGAUUGUUUUAGUUUUUGGAGCUAGUCACGCCCAAUACGAAGAUAUCAAUGUUAACGCUAGAGACGAACAACUCAAUACACCACUGCAUAACGCAGCAAGUCGUGGUUAUUAUUUGAGCCGAGCCAAACUUCUAAUCAAGCACGGUGCCAAUUUAAAUGCAAAAAAUAUUAAUAAAGAAACGCCAUUGCAUCUCGCCGUUCGUUAUGAUAAGCCAGAUAUUGUGAAACUUUUAGUGGAAAGUGGAGCAUCAGUGAAUCCCACAUUGAAUACAAUGGAAACACCAUUGCACCUUGCUGUUAAAAUGAACAAGGCGGAUAUCGUUAAAAUUCUUGUUGACCACGGCGCGGAUGUCAGUGCCAAGGAUAAUACCGAAAGAACGCCAAUUUUCUGGGCAGCUGAAUAUCGAAAUGAGCAUAUUGCAAGGAUUCUCAUCGAAAACCGGGUCAACAAUCGGGGAGCAGUCGAUCUUUUAUUAGCGGUUGUUUUAGGUAAAGAAGACGUAGUCAAAAAUAUGGCAGAAACUGGUGCCGAUGUUAAUGCUGAAAUGUACGACAAACGUCGGCCUUUACAUCUUGCAUCAUUCAACGGUAUUAAUAACAUUGUGAAGUAUUUAAUCUCAUAUGGAGCCGACGUAAAUGCCAAGAACGUAUAUGGUGACACACCAUUACACGAAGCAGCGCGGCUUGGUAGCACAAAUAUUGUUAAAUUUCUUGUUGAAAAUGGCGCCGAUCUAUUUGCCAAAAAUAAUCGAGGACAAACGCCACGUGAACUGGUUUUAUGGAUUAGUGAAACUCCGAAUGAAAAAUAUCAUGAACACAUGUGGAUCGCAACAAUUCUACAAAAUGCCGAAGAGCAUCAGAAACAAAUGGAAAAAUUUAAGAGACCAGAGAAGCAUCGAUGUUUGUUCGGCGUUAUUGAUUAAAUGAAUGGAAUGAUUAUAGAACAACUAUAGAAUUUUAAAGUCACUUUAACUGAACUUGAAUUUAAAAGUAAAAACGUUAAUUUGUUCAAAAAUUGUACACGUAUUAAUAAACGGAAUAAGAAUUUAAAA
Contarinia nasturtii (swede midge) is the source of this 1206-nucleotide messenger RNA. Its product is annotated as putative ankyrin repeat protein RF_0381. Gene Ontology annotation, cellular component: nucleus; cytoplasm. The transcript has 11 exons. The record is from RefSeq and is a predicted model, not a curated record. Lineage: Eukaryota; Metazoa; Arthropoda; Insecta; Diptera; Cecidomyiidae. The coding region runs from base 139 to 1077 and encodes 312 amino acids. Gene Ontology annotation, molecular function: protein binding.